CUCCUCGAAUCACCAAUUAAUUAAUUAUUCAUCAUAUACACCUCGUGCAGCGCAUAUAACCGCAAUGGGUUCCAACGCCCCAAAAUGUAAUGUUUGUUUGAUAGGAAGUGGCGGCGUCGGCACAAUCGGAUCCGUCGUCCUCGAAAACUCCGGGCGUGCUCAUGUGACCGCGGUUCUGCGUUCCAAGUACAAGAUAGUAAGUGAGAAAGGAUGGGAUAUCGAAUCUGUAGAUCACGGGACUUUGAAGGGAUGGAAGCCGAGCAGAAUUGUGGCGACGGUUUCUGAAGCUGCGUUGCCACCAUCCGGAGCCGAGGCCCAGCAAUAUGACUACGUGUUUGUGAGCACCAAGCAGCUUCCGGACAGCUACAGCGUCACUGAGCUUAUACGGCCCGUUGUGACACCCGGAGUUACGGCUAUCGUCCUCAUCCAGAAUGGCCUUGAUAUCGAGCUUCCCAUCAUUGAGGCCUUCCCAAAAAACACCGUUAUUUCCGGGGUCUCCGUGAUCGGGUCACGCACCGUGGGGGAGAAUGGAAUCGCCCAUAUUGGCAGCGAGAGGGUCAUCAUGGGCCCUCACUUCCAUGACGGCCUCGAUAGAGAGACUCAGAUCCGGCAAGCAACCGAGUUUGUUGCCAUGUAUGAUAGUGGCGGCCCGGGGAUUGUCAGCCUUGACCUGGACAUGCCCAAGGCGCGAUGGUACAAGCUACUGUGGAACGGCACAUUCAAUACACUCUGUGCCUUAAUGAAGAUGGAUGUUGGAGAAGUGCAGUCGUCCAAGGGGAGAGAGAGUCUUCUCGUCCCGAUGAUGCGGGAGCUAGUGGCAAUCGCGAAGGAGGAUGGCGUGGAGCUACCAGAAGCAGCAAUCCAGAAGUUGGCUUAUGGUUUGCCUGACGACUGCCCAUACCGGCCGAGCAUGCUGGUGGACGUCGAGCAGGGGCGUCUGAUGGAGAUUGAGGUUAUCCUGGGGAACGCACUGAAGAAGGCGGAGAAGUACGGAGUGUCUGCGCCUAAGUGCUCAACGGUGUAUGAGCUCUUAAAAAUGGAGCAGUGGAGGAUUCAGCAGGAUCUGUCAGGCGUGGUGAAGGCAAAACCUAGCAAAGUUGAUGGCACAUCCCUAUUUUAGAUAGAGAAGGCUGGUUUAGCUGUAGAAUAUACUUGAUGCUGAUAUCGAUAGCAUCCGCAAAUUUCGCGCUCAUUAGUCCCAUAAAACGAGACACCCGGAGAACUCUCAUCAUCACAGAAAAGACACAAUAUUCGUCCUUUUACAUUCGAACUUUUGAUAACUAUCUGUACUGAAGGUUUGUAUUUGUUGAUCUAUAGUCUAGGUGUGGUCUAGGUCGGCGGAAAAAGUGUGGCCCGAGCUUUUGCCGGCCAGACGCGACAUGUCAUCAUGGUGGUGGCUGGAC
Molecule: messenger RNA, 1403 nt
Organism: Pseudogymnoascus verrucosus
Lineage: Eukaryota; Fungi; Ascomycota; Leotiomycetes; Thelebolales; Thelebolaceae
Exons: 2
Coding region: 65-1120 (351 amino acids)
Biological process (GO): pantothenate biosynthetic process
Cellular component (GO): cytoplasm
Molecular function (GO): 2-dehydropantoate 2-reductase activity
Source: RefSeq, a predicted model, not a curated record